AUGGGGUCCUUAUCGAAACGAAAGCGCGAUCAAACAGAAGAAGUCAUCUCUGACGAAAAGCCUGCUGCUACCGAAGUUGAAAAGCCUACGAAGCCUGCGCAAAAACAAGAGGAUGAGACUUCCUUCGUCGACCUCGGUCUUGAUCCUAGACUGCUACAAGCUAUCGCUCAGCAGAAGUUUGCAAAGCCGACGCUAGUUCAGAGGAAGGCGAUACCUUUGGCUCUCAAUGGACAAGAUGUCUUGGCCAAGGCCGACUGUGGCUCUGGAAAGACGGCAGCUUAUGUUCUGCCUUUGCUCUCUAGCAUUUUGAAGCGCAAAGCUACCGACUCUACAGCUUUCACAACCGCCCUCAUCCUCGUCCCUACCCGCGAGCUUGCCGACCAGGUCUUCAAGGCCAUCGAACAGUUUGCUUCCUUCUGCGCAAAGGAUAUCAGCACAGUCAAGUUGACCGACAAGGUUGCCAAUGCCGUGCAGCGCGCCCUUCUCUCAAACUCGCCCGACAUCGUUAUCUCGACCCCUGCGACUGCCUGGCAUAAUGUCAACUCUUCAGCAUUAUCAAUCGACAAACUCACACACCUUAUCCUGGACGAAGCCGAUCUUGUUCUUUCCUACGGUUACAGUGAGGAUCUGGAGAACUUGUCACGAUCAGUUCCCAAAGGUGUUCAGGUCAUGAUGAUGAGCGCUACUCUUACAGACGAGGUCCAGACACUCAAGGGGAUUUUCCGACGCGACCCGACAUUGUUGGAUCUCAAGGAGAAGGAGGCUGAAGGCGAGGGUAUCACCCAAUUUGUGGCCAAGUGUGGUGAAGAUGAAAAGUUCCUUCUCGCCUAUGUCAUCUUUAAGCUUAAGUUGAUCAAGGGCAAGUGUAUUAUCUUUGUGAGCGACAUUGACCGAUGUUACCGUCUGAAGCUCUUUUUUGAGCAGUUCGGCAUUCGAAGUUGUAUUUUGAACUCCGAACUUCCCCUGAACUCACGAGUUCAUGUUGUUGAGGAGUUCAACAAACACGUUUACGAUAUCAUCAUUGCCGCCGAUGAGAAGAAUGAGAUGAUGGGAGAUGAUGAGGAACCUAUUGAAGGCGAGACUGAGGAUGCCGAGAAGCAGGCUGACGGAGAUGAUGCGGAGAUGGAAGCAAAGCGACCAAAGAAGAAGGUCAAGAAGUCCAAGGGCGCUGAUAAGGAGUACGGUGUAUCAAGAGGUGUCGAUUUCAAGAAGGUUUCUGCAGUCAUCAACUUCGAUCUCCCAACAACAGCAUCAGCCUACACACAUAGAAUAGGACGCACAGCGCGAGCUGGGCAGACCGGCAUGGCUCUGUCAUUUGUCGUCCCCAAGGAUCUAUACCGAAAGCACAUGCCCACUUCCACACCAACUUCAGAGAAUGACGAGAAAGUGAUGACCAAGAUCAUCAGGCAGCAAGCCAAGCGAGGAAAAGAGGUGAAACCUUACAACUUCAAUAUGAAGCAAGUGGACCCUUUCCGGUACCGAAUGAACGAUGCUCUACGUGCGGUUACCAAGGUUUCUAUCCGAGAGGCCCGAACAAGAGAGUUGCGACAGGAGCUGUUGAAGAGCGAGAAGCUGAAGCGAUAUUUCGAGGAGAACCCUACGGAACUCGCCCAUCUUCGCCACGACGGAGAACUUCGAACUGCUAGACAACAAGCUCACCUGAAGCAUAUUCCAGAGUAUCUCCUACCCAAAGAUGGCAAACAGGCUUUGACAAACGACAUUGGCUUUGUGGGACUCAGGAAAGAUCGCAAGGGCCAUAAGGGUAAGAAAGGUCGCGGAUUCAAGGUUGGCUCAAGGAAGCGAGAUCCGCUCAAGACAUUCAAGGCGAGGCGCCACUUGCAUCCAGCCAAUAUCUCCUCCAACUGCCCAAACUCCAUUUCUAAGAACUACAUCAUGACUCCUCCAGCCCAACUCCCUCUUCGACAGGUCACCAAGAACGGCCCCAAGAUCCCAUCUAUUGGCCUUGGUCUUAUGGGAAUCAGCGUUGGAUACGGCGCGGCCACAUCUGAUGAAGAACGUCUCAAGCUCCUCGACCGUGCAUGGGAACUCGGCUGUACCAAUUGGGACACAGCUGACAUCUACGGUGACAGUGAAGAUGUCGUAGGCAAAUGGUUCAAGCUUCACCCCGAACGUCGUCAGGAUAUCUUCCUUGCGACCAAAUUUGGGUUGCGCGCAGGUGAGACAGGGAUCGCUACUGAUUCAUCGCCUGAGCAUGUGAGGAGGAGUAUCGUGAGCAGCUUAAAGAGGCUUGGUGUUGAUCACAUUGAUCUGUACUACAUGCAUCGCGCAAACGAGGAUGUGCCUAUUGAGAAGACUGUGGAAGCCAUGAAGCAAUUGGUUAAUGAAGGAAAGGUUAAGUACCUGGGCCUCUCAGAGAUCUCGUCUACCACUCUCCGCCGAGCCAACGCCAUCCAUCCCAUCUCAGCAGUACAAGUCGAGUACAACCCCUGGACACUCGACAUUGAAGGUCCUUCAGGAACAAACCUUCUCAAGGCUUGCGAAGAGCUAGACGUGGCGGUGUUUGCCUACUCACCCCUUGGCCGUGGUAUCUUGGCCGGCCGUUUCCGCUCUAUCGAUGAUUUCGAAGAGGCAGAUACCCGAAGAAACUUGACGCGGUUCCAGGGUGACAACUUCAAGAAGAACUUGAAGAUUGUGGACCAGUUCAAUGAGUUAGCCAAGAACAAGGGAUUUACAUCCUCACAGCUCGUCCUGGCCUGGAUCUUGGAGCAGAGCCCCAACAUGUUUGUCAUUCCUGGCACCAAGAACAUCAAGUAUCUCGAAGAGAACGUGGGAGCAGCAAAGGUGACGCUGAGUAAGGAGGAGAAUCAAGACUUGAGGAAAUUGGCAGUUGAGGCUGGAGUUGUUGGAGGGCGGGACCCCUUCUUUGGCUGCUUCGCUGAUACAGCUCCUCUGGAGAAGUGA
Fusarium subglutinans is the source of this 2922-nucleotide messenger RNA. Its product is annotated as ATP-dependent RNA helicase DBP9. Gene Ontology annotation, molecular function: ATP binding; nucleic acid binding; RNA helicase activity. The transcript is spliced from 8 exons. Lineage: Eukaryota; Fungi; Ascomycota; Sordariomycetes; Hypocreales; Nectriaceae. Bases 1 to 2922 code for a protein of 973 amino acids. Gene Ontology annotation, cellular component: cytoplasm. The record is from RefSeq and is a predicted model, not a curated record.